Brenthis ino (lesser marbled fritillary) is the source of this 2556-nucleotide messenger RNA. The record is from the annotation of a GenBank genome assembly. NCBI's taxonomy places the organism in Eukaryota, Metazoa, Arthropoda, Insecta, Lepidoptera, Nymphalidae.
AUGAUAUUGUCUGAUGUCUCGACUCUCGACCGCUCGCCACAGACCGACGGACGGCCGCCGACCUACGCGCGACGCGACCACCUGCCAUUCCCGCCAUGCCUCGACACCGGCCGCAAGACGGAGAGCGCGCGGCAGUCGGGGCCCGUGCUGCGCGCCGCGGGGCGGACGCCGGUCCCCCCGAGGCGGCGCUGGGUCCCGCCAUCCUCGCUGCGGCACCACGAGGUGCCCGACGGCGACGCCAAACACGACAUCAUACAUAGAAAAGUGCGCGGCAUUCUCAACAAACUCACCCCAGAGAAAUUCCAAAAGCUUAGUGAUGACCUGCUCGGGCUGGAACUGGACUCGGACAAGGUGCUGAAAGGUGUGAUUCUCCUCAUCUUCGAGAAAGCGCUGGACGAGCCAAAGUACUCGUCUAUGUACGCGCAGCUAUGCAAGCGCCUCAGCGAAGAGGCGCCCAACUUCGAGCCGCCCGGCCAGCCAUGCACCUUCAAGCUGCUGCUGCUAAACAAAUGCCGCACCGAGUUCGAGAACCGAGCUCAGGCGUUCGCGGCUUUCGAAGACAAAGUGCUCACACCAGAAGAAGAAGAAAAACGACACUUGGCCAAGUGCAAGAUGCUCGGCAACAUCAAGUUCAUCGGCGAGCUCGGCAAGCUGGAGAUCCUGGCCGAGUCCAUCCUGCACCGCUGCAUCCAGAACCUGCUCGCGCGCCGCGCCGCCGCCGAGCACCACGAGGACUUGGAGUGCCUGGCGCAGCUCGUGCGCACCUGCGGCCGCGUGCUGGACUCCGAGCGCGGCCGCGGCCUCAUGGACCAGUACUUCGCGCGCAUCGACACGCUGUCCGCGUCGCGCGAGCUGGCGCCGCGCAUCCGCUUCAUGCUGCGUGACGUGGGCGAGUUGCGGCGCGGCGGCUGGGUGCCGCGCGUGGCCACCAGCGCCGAGGGGCCCGUGCCCAUCCACCAACUGCGCGGUGACGACGAGCACGCGCCGCGCGCCGCCUCCGCGCGCGACCGCGACCGCGAUGCGCUCUUCCGCGGCGGCCUGCGCGCGCGCCCGCUCGACGACGUGCUGGCCGGCCUCAGCCUGCAGCCGCCCGCCGCGCUCGUGCCGCCCGCCGACAAGCUCUUCGGCAACGGCGGCCUGCGCGACGCCUUCCGCCAGCGCUCCGCGCCCGGCUUCUUCCCGCGCUCGCACUACAAGCACGGCGCGCACGCGCACGCGCCGCACGCGCACGCGCACGCCGGCAAGGACGCGGCGCGCAGCAAGGCGCGCGUGCCUGUCACCGGCCUGCAGGAGCUGCAGAUGCGGCCCGCGCCCAACUCGCUGCUCUUCACCGCCAACCGCCUGUCGCGCCCGCAGCAGCCCACGCUGCCGCUCGCCACGCCCAACGUAUUGACACCGUCGUUUGCAAGUGCGCCGCCACUCUUGAAGGAGCCCGCUAUCACCAUAAAGCCGGCGCCGGACAAAAAGGAUAAGCCGAAGAAAGAUAAGGGUUUGAACAAGGAGGAGGCGUGCCGCCUGGCCAUCGAGGCGGUGACGGCGCUGGCGGAGCGCGCGGAGGCCGAGGCGGAGGAGGAGGGCGCGCCGGAGCUGCAGCGCCUGCGCGAGCUGCAGCUGCCGGACAAGCUGCUGCGGCGCGUGAUCGCGUCCGUGCUGGAGCACGCGCUGGCCGCGCCCGCGCCGCGCGCCGCCGCCGCCGCCUGCGCCGUGGUGCGCGCCGUCAAGCGCGCGCCGCUGGCCGAGCCGCUGCGCGCGCUGCUGGCGCGCCACCCGCACGCGCGCCUGCCCGCGCUGCUGGCGCACGCCGUGCGACAGAAGCUGAUAACGCUGUCGGAGGUGGGGCUGUGGUGCGAGGGCGGACAGCACCACCCGCUGCUGCUGGAGGUGCUGCAGGCGCUGGGCGCGGCCGUGGGCGCGGAGCGGCUGGCGGCGCUGUACGCCGAGAGCAAGGUGAACCUGUGCGCCUACGUGUCGGAGCGCGAGGGCGGCAGCGCGGCGCGAGCGCUGGCGGCGCUGGAGGCGCGCGGGCUGGGCGCGCUGGUGCCGCAGCUGCGCGUGCAGGCCGCGCUGGCGCGCCAGCUGGCCGCCGAGCCCGCGCCGCCCGCGCUCUACCGCUGGAUCAAGGCCAACGUGGAGCCCGCCGUGCGCCACGACGGCGCCUUCGUGUCCGCGCUCGUGGCGCUGCUGGCCGAGCACGUGACGGCGGCCGCGGGCGCCGACGCGCAGCCGCCCGACAAGGCGGCGCUGGAGCGCGAAAAGACGCUGGCGGAGGCCUACGCGCCGCUGCUUACCGCGCUGCUCGAGGGCCGCCCCGACCUGCAGCUGGCCGCCGUCUACGCCGUGCAGCUCCACGCGCACCAACACAGAUACCCCAAAGGCAUGCUGCUGCGCUGGUUCAUGUACCUGUACAACCUGGAGGUGUGCGAGGAGGAGGCGUUCCUGCGCUGGCGCGAGGACGUCACCGACGCCUACCCCGGCAAGGGCGAGGCGCUCUUCCAGGUGAACGCGUGGCUGACGUGGCUGCAGCAGCAGGAGUCCGAGGACGAGGAGGCGGAGGAC